AUGACACCAUCAAUCAUAUGUGGUGAACAACCUGCUGGGACACCUCCAGCCACGAAAGUGCCAGCACUGGAUAUCCUCGAUCAUUACUUGGCUACCCCCGCGGAAGACUGUAAAGGUUUCACCGAGAAAAUAAACCUACCAUACUGUUUUAAAACUUCCAACGAGGCCAAAUUUAUUGAGUCUUAUGCUCGACUUGUGUCGGGCUGUACUGGUGCAGACGAGGUCGCUUUCAUCCUUGCCCGGGGUUCGGAGUCUGAGACAUCAUUGUCCUCCAUUUCAGUUGUCUCUGCCGUGAUUCAUCAUGGAACUCUGCAAGCGGGUGAGUCUCUCAUGCCCCGCUGGGAUGAAUUGGAUCUGUCGUUCUGCCAGGAAGACGAGAUACAAUUCGCUCUGGACUUGCGCACAUCCGAUCCUGGUGACGACCCCAAGCUAGAAAGACAAGAUUUGUUCAUCCUCCAUAUUCGACCAAGCGCGGCAGCAAACACGGUUACUAUCCAUAUCUCCUAUCCUUCUGAACGCAUCCCUGAACAAGCGGCCACGCAACUUCUCAGAGUCUUCAUUUCACAAAUUGUCCCUGGCACUGAAUUUGGUGAUCACCUUGCCCCCCAGUCUUCUGUUGUCAACCACCCCCCUCUGCUAGAACCACCUCCUCGAUUCAGUAGUAAUUGGGAUAUUGCCACCAGAGCGACUCAUCUACAUGCGGGCUUUGAGUAUUGGGCUUUCAAAACUCCAAACUCUCCCGCUGUAGAUUUCGUCUUGUCCCUCUCGAACUCGAAGGAGCCCGCGCAGCAUCAAGUCUUGAGCUACGGUAUACUCAAUAACGCCGCUAAUUAUUUGGCCUCCUGCCUGGUCGGCCUGGCAUCUCAAGAUACAAUUACAGCAGAUCAAUAUGUUCUCCCAGUCUACAUGUCAACUUCUCCUGAGUUGUAUAUCUCCUACCUUGCCAUUCUCAAAGCCGGCUUCGCAUUCUCCCCGCUACCCAUGGAAGCUCCCCUUGAACGGGUACGAGAGCUCAUCCAGGACAUAUCACCUCCUGUUGUGCUCGGUAUCGGUGAGAAGCCAGACGCAUGGGCCGAUCAAGGUAUCCAGGCGACCCGGAUUGAUGUUAGUCGGAUGUCUAGAUGGACAACUCUGUCAAAUCUAGACACGUCGGUUACGAAUGCAGAGUGCAAUUUUCAGCCACGGCCAAUUUCCAGCUGUCAGUUGGCUUAUUUGCUUUUCACCAGCGGAUCGACUGGCAAACCCAAGGGAGUUCAAGUAUCUCAUUCAGCAGCAGCCUGCUCGAUUGGGUCACACUCAACAGCUAUUGUUCUUCCAGAACCACAAAAUGGCAGUUUCCGCUGGUUUCAGUUUGCAGCGCCCACCUUUGAUCCAUCCAUCAUGGAAAUCUUUGUCACCUUGAGCAACGGAGGAACGCUAUGCGCCGCACCGCGGAACCUGACUUUAACAGACCCGGAAGGGACCAUCAACGAAGCACGGGCAACCAUAAUGAUGGCUACGCCUAGCUUAGCUGCGUUGUUACGACCAUCUCGCCUCCAGACACUGAAGUCCCUAUGGUGUAUGGGUGAAAAGCUGAAUCGAACUGUGAUCGAUAACUUUGGCCUUCGAUCACCAGAUACUACUUAUACCCUAGCCAAUUUCUACGGACCGACUGAAGCUGCCAUUAACUGCACAUUUUUGGCACCGGUCAAGUACUCAGUUCGGGGGUCAAUCAUUGGUGAAGCUCUUCCAACAUGUUCUAUGUUUAUUCUGGAUCAUAGGAGCCAAGUACCCAAAGUGAUGCCGACUGGAUUUGUCGGAGAGCUUGCCAUAGGGGGCCCUCAAGUAAGCAAAGGGUACUUGCAUCAACCUGAAGAGACGGCCAAGGCUUAUAUCUCAAGCAUGGAGUACGGUCGGCUGUAUCGAACUGGUGAUAUGGCGCGUAUUGUUUGGGAUGAGUCUGGCAGACAGCUUAUCGAGUUCCUUGGACGAAUCAGCUCUGAUCAAGUCAAACUGAGCGGCCGUCGUGUCGAGCUGGGCGAGAUCGAGUCGGUUCUUGCCACUGUACAUGGAGUGACUGAGUUGGUCGUUGCAGUCUCCAAAUCGAGUGGUAAUCGGGAGGGAAGUGACCAGAUUGUUGCCUGCAUCGUGACGAAGACGCAGUCAUCAGAUGAAAGGCAGGUUAUUGUUGACAGCUGCUCUCGCAACAGUGACAAGUUCUUACCUGCCUACAUGCGACCUUCAAGGUACAUCUUCCUUGAUAGUCUGCCGCGAUCCAGCUCUGGGAAAGUCGAUCGCAAGAGAGUAUACUCCGAGAUAUCACAAUCGAACAGAUACCAUACGUUCAUUCCCUCAAGCGAGUCUCAGGAUCUGUCCACUACCUACGAUGAGCUUGAUUCAUACGACAAGCCAUUGCAGACCUAUACUCCGACUGUUCUCAUGGAAGCGCUAUGCGAGACGGUUGCCGAAGUAAGCUCUACUAUUAGUCCAGAAACAUCACUAGCCUCGCUUGGUUUGGAAAGCCUCGGAGCAGUGCGACUUCUCCAGAAGUUGCGAGAUCACUCUAUCAACGGCCUGGAAGUUGGAGACGUCCUCCAAUCUAGAACUAUUGGAGCUUUGGCAACCAAAGUUAGGCUCGCCUCUCAGACUGAAGGCUCGAGCUCAAAGAGUACUAUCGAUGAAGCACAACUUCGGAAGAGCCUUGAUUCAUUCGCCAAAAGAAACUUAUCGGGUUGUGCCAAGAGGCUUGGAUUACGUGAGGACCAGAUUCAGUCGGUGCUACCAACUACAGCGACACAGUCAGGAAUGCUUGCCAGCUUCUUGCGAGGUUCAAAUGCCACAACUGUUUCUACCCCGACCUAUAUCUACCAUUCAGUCAUGCCUGUUUGUGAUGGCGUUGACAUUGAAAGGUUGAAAAGCUCCUGGGACACUGUGAUGAGUAGCUACGACUCUUUCAGGACAGUAUUUUGCCAUCUGGAUGACAACAUGUCUCCUUUCGCUCAGUGUAUUCUCAAACCGGGAGGCGAUUUUGUCAAACCCACCUGGAGCACGUAUAGCGCUGGCCUGGCAUACGGCGAUUACGAUCUCGCUCUUGAGCAGGCCUGUCAAAAUGCCGAAGCCAAAAUUGAUAUUGGCAUGAAUCCUUCGCAUAUUUCGCUCGCCUCCUCCGCAAGCAAGUGUACUAUUGUACUGAGCAUGUUCCAUGGUAUAUUUGAUGGUGGUUCUCUUGAAAUCCUCCUGCAAGAUGUCACUGAUGCUUACCAAGGCAGGCCUGUGCGAACGCGCACAUCCUUGGAGCACAUUGUGCAUCGUCAUUUCUCGGCCAACUUUGAGGCAGCUGCGCGAUUCUGGAACAAGCAUCUAGAAGGGCAUUCGCCAGUUGGAUUCCCAUCUCUCACUCCGUAUCAACCUGGUUCAAGCUCCAAAACUCAGAUGGUCGAGGUCAACUCUCACAUUGGGAACAGCGAACUGAAAAAGGCAUCCAAGAGUAUGGGCGCCACGCCUGUCUCUGUCCUCCAAGCGGCGUGGGCUUCAAUUCUUCUGGCUUAUUCUGGAACACCAGAACAAGAUGUUGUGAUCGGAAGCGUAGUAUCAGGGAGACUGGAUCCACGAACUGAGAACUGCAUCGGUCCAACGUUUACCACCGUCCCCAUUCGCCUUAGACUGGAGGACGAACAACUCAAUGGGGUUGAGUGGACCAACCGCUCCGUUGCAGAGUCUCUUGUAGCAUCAAAUGCUGCAUCACUCUCACACCUUCAACCUCGACUUGGCUCAGUAGUCACAGCAGACGGCCGCCUUCAUUACGACACACUUUUGGCUUACCAAGACUUCAACACUGAGUCUGCAUCUGAAGGGCUCUGGACUUCCAUUCACCACCCUGCGAUGGAGAAUGACUUUGCGGUCAUGGUAGAAGCCUGGCCAGGAAAGGACUCGAGUCUGACACUCAGGGCUACUUUCAAUGAUUCAUACUUGGAAUACGACGCUGCUGAGCUAAUGCUCCGCGAAAUGAGUCUCAUCAUCUCUCGCAUCCUAAGUCAACCAGAGGAGAGCUUCUUGGGAAACCGUUUUGUUGGUGAUUUGUCACUAAGAUCCUGUCUUGAUCAAGUCAUAUCCCAAGAGAUUCCACCCAAUGCCCUCAUUCACUCUCAGUUCGAAGCUCACGCAAAGUCGGAUCCUGACGACCAUGCUCUACUUUUUAGAGGCAAUCUCUUCGACGGAGAUAGUCCAGCCAAUAUCUGCUGGACUUAUGCGGAACUGAAUGCUAAAGCCCAGUCCCUUGCAAACUUCAUGGUAUCUCACUUUGGACCAUUGUCAGGGACCAUUGUUCCUAUACACAUCGAGAAGAGCCCCGCGCUAUAUGUGGCCAUCUUAGGUACUCUGAAGGCUGGUGGCGCUUGGUGCCCUAUCGAUGUGUAUUCACCACCCCAACGUCGCUGCGACCUUAUUGGCCGAACUGAAGCACAGUUGAUUUUGACCUCAUCUCGCGACUGCAUUGGGAUGGAGGCAGCCUUACCGAACGGCGUUAUGACAGUCGAUGUGUUCCCUUUCACACAAGAAUCUGAUUAUUAUAUGGACGUCCAAGCUAGCGACUCACCUAUCACUGACCCAACCAAAACGGCAUAUAUGAUCUGGACCAGUGGUACAACUGGUAUGCCCAAGGGUGUACCCAUUAGCCAUUCGUCUGCUUUUGCAAGCAUCAAUUCUUUGAUCGAAGCAAUUCCCGGAACGAGAGAUGGACAGCCCGUUCGAUGUCUCCAAUUCUCCCAACCUACAUUCGACGUCUCUAUUCAGGACCUAUUUUUCACAUGGAGCUCUGGUGGGUUGUUAAUUUCGGCGCCUCGAGACGUGAUGCUUGGUUCAUUUGCGGAGCUCGCAAACGUGACCGGCGCGACUCAUGCUCACCUUACCCCUACGUUCUCUGCUGGUCUGCAGAGGAGUAGUUGCAAGACUCUACAGACCAUCACUAUGAUUGGCGAGAAGCUCCCGCAGCCUGUCGCUGACGACUGGGGACAGAACAUGAGAGCCUUCAACACAUAUUGUCCGGCCGAGGCAACAAUCGUUUCUACCCUUCGCGAGUUUGGAAACGAACAAAAUCAAGUCAAGAGCGGAAACAUUGGCUGGCCUUUGAAAUCCGUCUCCGUAUUUGUCACACAAGACAGUAAGUUCGUCAUGAAGCAUGCCGUCGGAGAACUGGCACUGGGUGGCCCUCAAUUGUCUCCUGGCUAUCUAAAGCAACCCGAGACAAACAAAGCAAAAUACGUGUGGAACGAGGAAUUCAACCAGAUUCUCUAUUACACUGGAGACCUAGUCCGUAUGCUUUCAGACGGUUCGUUGGAAUACAUCAAUCGAGCAGACGACCUUGUUAAACUUGGCGGUAUUCGUGUUGAACUCAGUGAAAUCAGCUUCUCCCUACGCCACUGUCACCCAUUGGUCGAAUCCAUCGAAACCAUGGUUCUCAAGCGUCCUGACAGACCAAACGAAGCUGUUGUGGCUUUCAUCGCUGCCCCACAAGCUGUCGAGCCUAGCCAACAAGUACAGACCAUCCUCUUGAACGACACUGCGAUUGGCAUUGCUCGCUCUGCUAUCAGGGAGGCAUCUGUCACUCUCCCAGGUCAUAUGAUUCCGUCUACCUUUGUCGUUGUUCCGAGCAUCCCCAAAACGCAGUCAGCCAAAGCCGAUCGACGUGCGCUUCAGGCUCUGUACACGAGCUUGGACGUGGACGGCUGGGAGGCAGCUUGCCAUACUCGGGAUGAGAAUUACGAAGCACCAAGUGAUGAGAUUGAUAGUGAUUUGAAGAAGAGCAUCAUCUGUAACAUUUCAUCCCUGUCUAGCGUCCCGGUAACUUCUUUCAACGAGUUGAGUAGGCUUCGCGGUUUGGGCAUCGACUCCAUUAGAGCCAUUCGCCUUGCCUCACGCCUAAACGAAGCGGGUUACCGCAUCUCCGUUGUUGAUGUCCUACAAUGCGAAACUGUCAAAGACCUGAUCCUUUUGGCUGGUUCAUGGUCGGAGGCUUGUCAGGCGGAGGAUUUGUUUGAUCUCGAGCAUUUCAAUCGGGAAUGGCACCGAGACGUGUCGGUCUUGGUUUCGGGGAGCUUCUUCGUUUGCCCCGCAAGGGCCAUUCAAGAGAGUUUCCUUAGCGAGACACUGACAACUUCGGAGAUGUAUUGGAGCCAUCACUCCUUCAGUCUUCACUCAGACAUAGACAUUGGAAAACUCAAGCAGGCGCGGGACACUGUCUGUCAGAACAACGAGGCGCUUCGGAUUGGUUUCCUUCCGGUUGCAGCCACUCAGAAGGAGGGUUUUAGCCACAGAGAUUAUUUCGGCGUCUUACAAAUCAUUUAUGAGCAACACGAGGUUGACUGGAAGUACAUUGAAUGCACAAACAAGAGUUAUCGACAAGACUUGCACCAGAGAAUUGUCGCACUUCUGAACGAGCAUCAAUCAAGUUAUUUCCAGCAUCCGCCGUGGGCUGUCACCAUCAUGGACAAUGACGGAGAGAAAACCAUGGUUUUCUCUGUCCAUCACGUCUUACACGACGGCCAGUCACUUGGGUACAUCACCAGUGAUGUCUGCUGUGCAUACGGCGCUGAGGUGCCCAGCAGGCCUCAACUCCGGAACGUUCUGCCUCUCGUGCUCCCCAGCAACAAAGCGUGUCUCGAUGCUCAGAGUUUCUGGGAACCAGAACUUGCUGAGUAUGCAAAACUUGAAGUCCCUUCAUGGCCGGACCUCACAGGGGAGAGAACCACGCCUGGGCAAGCAAAGCACCGCAAUUUCAUCACCGAGACAGUUCGGCUUUCAUUUCCUGUCUCGCAAUUAGAAGCAACGGUUGCUGGACUCGGUGUUUCAUCCAUCGCAUCUGUUGUGCGAGCGGUCUUUGGACUUGUGCUGUUGAGUUACCUGGGAAACCCCGGCGUCGUAUUUGCAGAGACACUAUCGGAUCGUGUGUUGGAUGCAGAUGUCGAUCGUACCAUCGGACCUCUCAUUUCAGUUGUACCCGUACCAUUCAACUCAAAUGGCACCGUGAGAGAAGUGUUAGCAGAACAGCAUCGCUUGUCCACAAAUGCAAGAAAGUACCGCCAUAUCCAUGCACGAGUCAUCCGCAAGCUCCUGAACAAGAAACGAGGCGAGUGUCUGUAUCCCGGCGUAUUUACAUUCCACUCCAGCAACGAGGUGGAUCUUAUGGCUGCCUCUGCUGGAACCGUCUGGGAUCCGAAGCCAGAUGACUUUGGGUUGGCUGUUGAGCAUCCCAUGGCUUUGAACGUGUAUCAGGAUCCUGAUGGUAUAGUCAUCCUUCAAGCAUCGUCGCUGGACACGAUUAUGAGUUCUGAGCAACUGGCCAUCUUGGCCCACCAAAUCGAUGCCUUAGUUGGCGCCAUGCUCUGUAAUCCAGAUGUGCCUCUAAAGUCUCUUCCUAGUUUGAUCAGAAAGUCUUUAAUAUCCGUCUCAGCCCCUAACUCAAGCGAUGCUGUGAAGGAAUCAUCAAAUCUGAGUCCUGUACGCUGGAUCGAGAUCAACGCUGAACAGCACCCCAUGUGGACAGCAGUCGAAGAGGCAUUGUCAAUCACCGAAACUGGAGUUGAGAAGCUCUGUAUGAACUAUGGUCAGCUCAACUCUGCUGCAAAUCAAGUUGCAGCCUAUCUCAACCACUACAAGAUCAAGAAUCGGACGGUUGCUCUGUGCUCUCGACGAAACCUUGCCUCUUAUCCGGUACUUGUUGGAAUUAUCAAAUCUGGGAAUGCUUAUCUUCCGAUUGACGAAGGACUUCCUGAUGAUCGCAAGGCGUUUCUGAUCGAUGAUGGCGAUGCUCCUGUAGUAUUCACUGAAACAGCUUUUGCCUCAAGCUUUCGGCAUAGAUCGAGCCAAUGCCGGACUAUAUGCAUUGACGAGCCAUCAUUCCAGCAAGAGUUACUAGGAUUUCCGUCCGAGAAUAAGACCUAUGCAGCCGAUCCUCACGAUACUGCAUACAUUCUUUACACUUCUGGGUCGACCGGCAAGCCCAAAGGCGUCAUGAUAACUCGAGGUAAUCUGUCUUCUUUCAUCGAGUCUCUAUCUGAGUUCGUUUGCAAGAUUGCGCCAGCUACUCUCGACCUUGGUGGCAAGGGUCGUUGGUUAGGCCAGGCCAGUCGAGCUUUUGAUCCUCAUAUAGCCGAGAUGUUCUUCCCGUGGCGCCACGGCAUGGCAACAUCCACUGGCGCACGUUCACUAUUGGUGGACGAUUUCAGAUUGACAGUUGCCAAGUUGGAGAUCACCCAUGCCGGUUUUGUCCCGUCUUUGCUUGAUCAGGCUGACAUCCGUCCCCGGGACUGCCCUAGUCUAAGACUCUUGAGUGUCGGUGGAGAGAAAAUCUCCCAAAGGGUAUUGGAUACAUGGGGCUGCGCAAGUCAGGUGGCCGUCAUGAAUGCCUAUGGACCUACCGAGCUGACAGUUGGAUGUUCAUUUGCACUGGUCAAUGAACAUUCGACCUUGCGCAACAUUGGGCUUCCCUUGUCGUCCUGUGCUUGUCAUGUUCUUCUUCCCGACAGCCUCGACUAUGCUCUCCGUGGGCAGACAGGGGAGCUUUGCUUCACGGGGGACCUUGUUGGGAAAGGAUACUUGAACAGGCCUGAUACCAAAGGGUUUGCCACCGGACCUGGUGGUGAGAAAAUGUACCGGACGGGUGAUAUCGGAAGAAUCAUGCCAGAUGGCAGUAUCGAGUACCUUGGGCGUGGCGAUGAUCAAACCAAGAUCCGUGGCCAACGGCUCGAGUUGGGCGAGGUUUCUGAGGUUUUGAGGACGUCUUCCAGAGACCCUAUUGACGUUGUCACUAUCAUUGCCAAGCAUCCUGGACUCGCACGCAGCCAGCUUGUCUCAUUCAUCGCCCGCUUAGGGGCGCAGCGAUGCAGUUCGAAGGACAUCCCGUCAGUCAUCUCAGAUGAUAUUUACACAUUGGGCAAGUAUAUACAAAGCGCGUGUCGCCGAAAACUGCCCUGUUAUAUGGUCCCAGAUAUUGUUCUUCCUGUCAACUACAUACCCUUUGCUGCCAUGUCAGACAAGGUAAACAGCAAUCUACUGCAGGAGCUGUUUGCAAGUAUGCCCCUGCCUCAAGUUCUUGGCGGCAACGAGACUAUGCAUAACGGUCUGCACCAGGGCAGGGAGUUGACAACGGAUGAAGAGGUUGUCAUAGACGCCAUCUGCGACACGAUUGCAAUUGAGCGGUCCACAAUCUAUCCGCAUACAAACAUCUUCGAGAUUGGCAUUGACAGCUUGAGCGCAAUCAAUCUCUCGGUCCGUCUUCGAAACGUUGGCCUGUCUGCUUCCGUCGCACUUGUUAUGGGCAACCCUGUAGUGGAACAGCUCGCUCGCCUCCCGCGGGACUCAAGCCCAGCGUCGGAGGCAGAUUCAUCCUCGAAAGUGCAAACGAGAUUCUCAAAGCUAGAAGCCGAGUUAUUUGAAAGCCGACCAUCCAAUAUACAUCGGUCAUCUGUAGCGUCUGUGAGACCCUGUUUGCCGCUUCAAGAGGGUCUUGUCGCACGAUCCAUGAACAGCAAUUCAGAUCUUUACGUCAACCAUAUCGUGCUGAAGAUGAACUCAUCUGUUGAUCCGGCCAGGCUCCAAGCCGCAUGGCAGGAUACUAUCAAAGAAACUGAAAUCUUGAGAACGGUUUUUGUCCCGCUACCUUCGGAGAUUGUACAGGUCAUACUUGAGCCUAGCCAUUGCGGCGAUUGGACGGAGAGGCAGUACGACAGCUUUGAAGUGGCCAUGGCAGACUUCCACUGUCGCCAGGACGCAAUCGGGCGGGAUAUUACCAGUAAUAUAGCGUGUGUCCCACCCCUUCGCAUUCUGCACGCAGUUAGCCCCGUCUCCAAACAAGCACUGGCGUUGUUCAUCUCAAUACAUCACUGUCUCUACGACGGUGCAUCACUCGGUAUGUUGCUGCAAGAUUUUGCUGCACGAUACUUGGCAGUGGUUCCGCCUCCUAAUCGAGGAUCACCCGAGACCUUCAUCAAGCAUGUUUGUUCCCAAAAUAUGGAAAAGUCAGAAUUGUACUGGCGUCAGAUACUCUCCGAUUGUAGACCAACGAUUUUCAAAAAACCUGUAUGGGACUCUACUGGGCAUGCCCACUCCACGACACUGUCACAAUCCCUCCCUGAACUCGAGAGCUGCGCCGCUGGACUGAAAUCUACGUUAUCCUCACUCAUUCAGGCGGCUUUUGCUUUGGCCGUGGCCGACGCGGUAGGCUCAUCUGAUGUGACUUACGGCGUCGUACUUUCUGGAAGGGCACUUCCGGUCACAGGAGCCGACUCUGUGCUCUUACCAUGCAUUACUACUAUUCCUGCUAGACUGCUCAUAGAAAACCGAUCUUCCGUGGAAGAUGUCAUCCAACAUGUUCACAAGAGCACCGCCGAGGCCUUAGAUUAUCAACAUACAGCUCUGCGACACAUUCAACGAUGGGUCAAAGCAGAGGGCCCCAUCUUCGACUGUCUGUUCUCAUUCAUCAAAUCUGCCCAAGAGCAGAGCCACGACUUAUGGGAGGAAAUGGAGAGCACCAUGCCUUCAGAUUACCCUAUUGCCCUAGAGGUGGAGGCAGAUGAAAAGAACAAGUGUGUUCGCAUGACUUGUGGUUUUACAUCAGCUUUCGGUCACCAAAAUGAUGCCCAAGAUUUCAUGGCAAAGAUCAAUCUGAUUCUGUCUGCUGUGGUAUCCAAUCAACCCAUGCCCCUUGAUUCUCUACAUUCUUCUUGGCCAGGCGCCACCGCCAAGAUGGACACCAGGAAAGACUGGGACGACCAUCAGUGGUCGAACCUCGAGCUCGAGAUUUGCGGUAUCGUCAAGCGUUUCUGUGGUUUAGAAGGCUUGCAGAUAUCCAAGAACGCGUCGUUCUUGAGUCUUGGACUGGAUUCAGUGACCGCCAUACGAUUCUCCAGCCAGCUUCGUGAUGCUGGAAUUACUGUUUCAUCGGGCGAGGUGAUGCGCUUUCCAUGCGUUGGGGCAUUGGCUCACAGUAUUAUUGAGAAAGCCAGGGCAGGGGCUCCAAGCCCGCCACGGUCCAACUGCGAUGAUGAUGUCCAGCUCGACGAGUUUGCAUCUCAAGUGGAACGUCUCAGUCCAGAUGACACGGUCGACUCCGUCUUCAAAUGUAGUCCACUACAGAGUGCUAUGAUCACUCAAACCAUUGGAGCCAACGGGGUUCUAUAUGUUCAUCCGCACGUUGUAAGACUCGCAGAAUCGACUAGUGUUGAUCAGUUGAGGGAAGCAUAUCGCCUCACCAUCAUGGCCAAUGACAUACUGCGCACAUCAUUCCAUCCGGCUCCCGAGAUGGACUCUUCCUGGAUUGGCAUCGUCCACAGCCAUGUCCCAGCUACUUGGCAAGAAGUCACUCUUCCAUCGGGAACCGACGUCAUCCAGGCGAUCACACCAUAUGUCAAAUUGGAUACAGAAUCGGCCUUUUCCACCCCACCAAUUCAACCCGUGAUCGUGAACGAGGCUGAAGGCAGACUCUUAGUUAUCAUCAUGCAUCAUGCGCUCUAUGAUGGCGUCUCGCUGCCCUUUAUCUUCGAUGACCUAGCUUCAGCUUACCAUGGCACCUCAUUACCAAAUCGCCCACGAUUUGCAGACGCAGUCCGAUCGCUGUCUCAGGAUCAGUCCAAAGCUUGCCAAUUCUGGAUCAAGACUUUCGAAGGUUAUGAAGUCACACCGUUACCGCGAUUCCCUCAUCACCAACCAUCUCCAGAAAUGUUCUAUUCUGAAGCCGAGAUUGAACUUGGUAUGAAGCACAUAUCCGACAGCUGCAAGGAAAUGGAGGUGACGGUGCAAAGUGUUGCCAUUCUAGCAUAUGCAAAGGUCCUCGCCAAGAUGACAGGGAAACAAGACGUUGCAUUUGGCCAAGUGCUUGCCGGGCGCUCAUCUUUGGAACCCGAAGCCGAACGUGUGGUUGGACCUCUCUUCAACACAGUGGCCAUGAGGGUGACACUAGAUCCCACAUUCAUCAGUAAUCGAAGCAAGGUUCAGAUGAUACAGAAUUUCACUAUUGAGGCGCAAAGCCAUGAGCAUGCUCCUUUACACGAGGUUCAGAAGUCUCUGAGACGGAACGGGGCGCUCAGUGCAGCUGCGUUAGUCGACACAUUGUUCGUGUUCCAGAAUAAUGUGCACAUGUUGCAGGAUAACCCGACAGAUGAUAAGAUUUGGGUGCCCUAUAUCACGGAUGACUACAUUCCCGACUCAGAGUACAAGAUGAAUCUCGAGGUUGAACAAACAGACAAAGCAAUCAUGGUUCGCGUCUCGUGCCAAGGAGAAGUCAUGGCUCAAGGGGAUCUCGACCAGGCUGUCAAGGACUUUAGUAAAGCAUUUUGCGAUAUUGUUGAACACCCCUCACGAUGCGUGUCAAUGUUCUCAGACGAGCUUCAGAUCUUACCCCUCAGUCUUGGAUCGUCUGCUGACGGCGUGGUCUCGGUGGCUGAUACAUCUGCGCCGCCUCAUGAGUCUAUCAUCCGAGACAUACUAUCCAAAGUUUCCAAGGUGUCGGCGGAGUCCAUUCAACCCGACACAAGCAUCUUCAAAAUAGGAUUAGAUUCACUUUCUGCGAUUCGUGUUGCAUCCAUGUGCCGCGCUGCAGGACUCAAGGCAGGAGUUUCUGAUGUUCUUCAGGGAAACACCCUCCGUGGUAUUUCUCUACGGGUCAAGGGUAUGCCCGAGGAGGCCAUCAACGAGGAUUCAUUUAUCGAGGACUACAGCAGUAUCAAGCAAGAGGUGAUUGGUCAGCUGGGCUUGACGCCGAAUGCAAUCGACAAGAUCCUACCCUGCCUCAGCGGCCAGAUGUAUCAUCUUGCUUCUUGGCUACAGACUGGGCGGAUACUCUUCGAGCCCGCAUGGCCAUUCUCAUGCUCCGAGCGCAUCGACGUGGAAACUAUGAGAGACGCUUGGUUCUCAUUGCGCCAUAACAACCCGGUCUUGAGGACUUGCUUUUAUGCUGUCUCGCCUUCUGAAGCCGUUCAAGUUGUGUUGAGCGAAUGUGACCGCAACGACAGCACAUUCCAGGUCAUGACAUCUACGGAAACUCUCGAAAGUCUUGCCAUCGCUCAGGCACGGGCAGCUGCCUUGAAGCCAUCGUCCCUAAACACGCCGCCUGUACGACUUCUCCUUCUCAAGGCUGGCGAUAGAGAUGGAAUUCAUAUUAUCAUGAAUCACGCUAUAUACGAUGCAUGGACAAUGCCUAUCUUCAUUAAUGAGUUAUCAGAUCAUUACCGCCGAGUUCAAUCUCCACCCAGACCUGAAUUUGCUUCAUAUAUUGAAUUCACACUGCAGUCAUUAAAGAAGCUGGACGAGCCUGCCUACUGGCGCUCAGCAAUUGGCCACAGCGCUCCCACGCUCGUCAAAUGUACUCGCAGCGGCCAAGUGGAUAACAAGAAGCCGCACAACACGCAACUGUUCGUCGGCGCUUGGGAGACAGUCAAGAACUGUGAUCAUCUAGACAGGGUCUGUCGCUCCGCAAACGUCUCCCUUCAAAGCAUUGUCAUCCUUGCAGUCUCCCGUAUUCUUGCCCGUGAUACUGGCCUAUCAAGCCCAACACUGGGUCUAUACCAAACUGGUCGAUCGGCUGCUUUCAAUGACAUUGAUCGCGUGACUGGCCCUUGUCUUAACGUGACUCCCCUCACAGUUCAAGAUGCUUUACCUGAUGGAGAGGUUGAGCCUAUUGGAGUUGGUAAAAAGGCCCGCUGGAUCCAAGACACACUAGCCGAACGAGUGCUGUAUGAACAGAGUUCGUUACGUGAUAUCCUAACCUGUUGGAGGGAGGGCGUUGAGGACACCUCACUGCAUUUGUUCAACGUGUGGCUGAACCUACUUUGGAUGCAACCCCAAUCCCAAGGCACGGAAGACGCUCCAGAGUCGACCCAAUCAAACAGCUUGUUGAAGCAUCUACCUAUAGGCGUGCCUACGGACUUCAUACCCCCAGAGCCUUUUCCGGAUGAAGAAAGGUCCGCUACAUCGGUUUCCAAACUCGACAUAUCCUACUUGCCGGAAGGAAACAUCUACAUUGACGUUGCACCUAAUACUCGAACAGACGCGAUUGACUUUGGUGUCCGUGUGCAGGGAGGUGUAAUGGAUGAAGAGGAAACCAGGGUCAUGGUGGAGCGGAUAGGAAAGGAGAUUACAGCGCUGGUUCAAGGACUUCAAUGA
This is a messenger RNA of Fusarium redolens, 14133 nucleotides long. Its product is annotated as ferrirhodin synthetase. Bases 1 to 14133 code for a protein of 4710 amino acids. The record is from RefSeq and is a predicted model, not a curated record. The transcript is spliced from 2 exons. Lineage: Eukaryota; Fungi; Ascomycota; Sordariomycetes; Hypocreales; Nectriaceae. Gene Ontology annotation, biological process: secondary metabolite biosynthetic process; amino acid activation for nonribosomal peptide biosynthetic process. Gene Ontology annotation, molecular function: phosphopantetheine binding; catalytic activity. Gene Ontology annotation, cellular component: cytoplasm.